CCAUGCCCUCCUUUUAACGCACUGGGUGGCCAGCUCACUCAUGGCUUCGUGGCAGUUGGACUGUUUUGGUGUCCAUCACUCUCCUGCCCUGUGCUGGUCGCAGACUCAGGGCGGCUGACAGAGCAAAAGCGGGAGUUCACGGGGCACAGGCGGGCAGACGUCAUGGAUAUAGAUGCUGAAAGAGUCAGAAUAUCGAAGGAGAUCAGGGAGUUGGAAAGGAUUCUGGAUCCCAGCUCUUCGAGUAUCAACGUGGACAUCUCGGAGUCAAGUCUCGACUCGGAUUCUGAUGCAGAUUCGCUGCCCGACGAGGACUCGGACGCCGCUGGCCCACUGCCCUCGGAAGGAGAAAGGUGGGGGGAGGCCAGCAAUGAUGAGGAUGACCCCAGGGAGAAGGCACUCCCUGAAGACCCAGAGACCUGCCUGCAGCUGAACAUGGUCUACCAGGAGGUCAUCCGGGAGAAGCUGGCAGAGGUCAGCCUGCUGCUGGCCCGGAACCGGGAGCAGCAGGUAGGACAGGGUCUGGCCCCAAGAAGCCCUGCAGCCAGGCCUCCCGGGACCAGGGCUCUGGGUCCCCUCCUCUCCAAGGGGAGGCACUGCUGCCUGGGCCACAGGUGGCCCCUUGUGUCUGCCACAGGAGGAAGUUAUGUGGGAACUGGUGGGGUGCAAGGGCUCCAGGGUGAAGGACAGCAGGACCCUGCCCUCGAGUCUGUAUAUGGGGCACUUCAUGAAGCCCUACUUCAAGGACAAGGUCACCGGAGUGGGAAGACCUGGGAAAAGGUCCUGCUCAGAAAGUCAGUGGUGAGCGACCGCCUGCAGCGUCUGCUCCAGCCCAAGUUACUCAAGCUCGAGUAUUUGCAGCAGAAACAGAGCAGCAGCACGAGCGAGGCGGAGAGGCAGAUCCUGGAGAAGCAGGCCAGGGAGGCUGAGAAGGAGGUGCGGGACAUCAAUCAGCUGCCCGAGGAGUCCCUGCUGGGGAACAGGCUGGACGACCACGACUGGGAGAAGAUCUCCAAUGUCAACUUCGAGGGCAGCCGCGGCGCACAGGAGAUUCGCAGCUUCUGGCAGAACCUCGAGCACCCGGCCAUCAACAAGCAGGAGUGGAGCGCGCGCGAGCUGGGCCAGCUGCAGGCCAUCGCGGCCGCGCACGGCCACCUGCACUGGCAAAGGAUCGCCGACGAGCUGGGGACCUGCCGCAGUGCCUUCCAGUGCCUGCAGAAGUACCAGCAGCACAGCCCGGCCCUGAAGCGCAAGGAGUGGACGGAGGAGGAGGACCGCGUGCUCACCCGGCUUGUGCAGGAGAUGCGCGUCGGCAGCCACAUCCCCUACCGGAGGAUCGUCUACUACAUGGAGGGGAGGGACUCCAUGCAGCUCAUCUACCGCUGGACCAAGAGCCUGGACCCCAGCCUGAAGAAGGGUCUCUGGGCCCCAGAGGAAGACGCGAAGUUGCUUCGGGCAGUUGCCAAGUACGGGGAGCAGGGUUGGUUUAAAAUCCGGGAAGAGGUGCCAGGUAGGAGCGAUGCCCAGUGCCGAGAUCGGUAUCUCAGAAGGUUACAUUUUGGCUUGAAAAAGGGACGAUGGAAUUCCAAAGAAGAGGAAAAGUUAAUUGAAUUAAUAGAAAAAUAUGGUGUCGGUCGCUGGGCAAGAAUCGCCUCUGAGCUACCCCAUCGGACGGGCUCCCAGUGCCUGAGCAAGUGGAAAAUGCUGGUCAGGAAGCGGCAGCGGCGCAGGCGGGGGCGGCGGCUCCCUCGCAAGGUGCGGUGGAGCUCCAGCAGCGGGGACAGCAGCACCGCCAGCAGUGGGGACAGCGGGGACUCGGAGCCAGAGGCAGCGCUGGGGGCCCUGACGGGUGGCCAGGCGCUGCUGCCAACACAGCAUGUGGUGCCUGACGUGGACCUGUGGGUUCCUGCCCGGCAGAGCGCCAGGGAGCUGUGGGGAGGGGGGCCCGGGAGCUGGCCAGGACCCUGUGGUGCCUGCCCCCGCCCUCCUGAGGGCUCCGACCCGGCUCAGGGUGGCCGCUGGGAAGCUUGCACCACGGCCUCAGCCCCAGCAGAGCCGGCAGGCCAGGCGCGGGCCGCCUCCGGGACCCAGAGCACCAGCCUGAGAGGCAUCAGAUGCCCGUGCUCGACGGAUGCUCGCCCCUCGAGCUCCACGGGGCCUGCGUGCCAGAAGGAGCUGAGGCAGCCGCACCUGCGCAGCGCCGCCCCGGGGCCCACCCCUGGUGGCGGUGGUGGCAGUGGCAGGGCCAGGCCCUGCGUGCGGCCGCUGUGGCACAGGACCGGGCAGCGGCGCCAGGGACACGCCCUGCAGAGGAGGCUCCUUGAGCACCAGCUUCUGACGGCCGUGAGCCCAUGGGUGGGCAAGGUCAUCCUGCCACGCACUCCCCGGAGGCCCGCCGUGGCGCACAGUCGAGCUGACGGCAUCAGGAGGCAGCUGCAGGGCGCCCACCUGGCCAGCACCCCCGUGUUCACCCUCUUCAUUCAGUUGUUCCAGAUCGACACAGCUGGCUGCAUGGAGGUUGUUCGGGAGAGGAAGGCCCGGCCGCCCGCCCUGCUCCAGGCUGGUGCCCGGGACUCGCCACUCCUGCAGGUACCCUCGAGUGCCCAGAACACCCCAGGCUGCCUCCUCCAGAGUGUGCCGGCCCGAGGAGCUGCGAAGAAGAGCACCUGCCACACGGGGAGCGGAGGGCCGCAGGCCUGCCACGCGGAGUCCACGCCGCAGGCACCCCCGCCGGCUCCCUCCGGACCCCGGCCCAAGCCCAAAACUGUGUCUGAGCUGCUUCGGGAGAAGCGGCUGCGGGAGGCCCGAGCCAGGAAGGCUGCCCAGGGCCGUGCGGUCCUCCUGCCCCAGGUGCUGGUCUCCUCUCCUGUGGUCUUCCAGCCGCUGGCCCCCCAAGGCCCCCCAGUCUCCGGUGCCGUGCUGUCUGGGCCUGGGGGCCCUGUGGCGGCCGCUUCAAGUGCGUUAGGCUCUUGGGGCUCAGCCGCGAAGGAGAGACCCCUGACAUUGCAAGCCUUUGCCCUCGCCCCGGCCUCCACAGGAGCCUCGAAGGCCCCGGCUGCCCCUGCUGCCUCCAGGGUCCCAGGUCUGGGCCCCGGCCAGGUCCCUGUGAGCUGCCGGCCAAGCAGUCUCGGACAGUCUCAGGCCCCUGCCACGUCCCGGAAGCAGGGCGUGCCCAAGGCACCACCCUUUCUCACUGCAGCGCCCAGCCCUGUUCGGCUGCCUGUCCAGCCCCUCAGCCUGACACCAGCUUUGGGCACACACACGGCAGCCAGCACCCCUCUGCCUGUCACCUGGGUGCUCACAGCCCAGGGGCUGCUCUCUGUGCCUGCGCAGGCGAUGGUGGGCCUUCCGAGGCCAGCAGGGACUCCUGAGCCUCAAGGGCUAUCGGUGACUCUGCUGCCCUCCCCAACUGCGACUCAGGCAGGCCAGGGCCCCAGGCUCCCUGGGCAGGGCCGCCCUUGGCAGCCCCCAACCAACACGGACACAGAAUCAGACCCUGCCUCCAGGACAGAGCUCUUGACCCUUCCGGCGCAUCCCACAUCCCAGAGCCCUGCGGAGGUGGACAUGGCCCAUGGCCCUGGGGGACACUCCCCUGGAGAGACGUCUGUACCCAGGACGUCCUCCCAGGCUACGCCCCUGGCUGGCGACUCUGAAGCGGAGCCCCCAGGGACCACCUCAGGGCCAGGGGAGCCCAGGAGGCCUUUGGGCCUGGAGGGGCCACCCCCGCCCUGGCGCAGGCCUGAGAAGAGGGCCCUGGACUUGUGCCUCCUCUCCCAGGAGGGCGAGGCAGCUGUGCGGGAGUGGCUGAGGGGGCAGCGGGGGGUGCGUGUGCCCCCCCUGGGCAGCAGGCUGUCCUACCAGCCUCCCACGCUGUGCAGCCUGCGGACACUGUCUGGCCUCCUGCUCCGCAAGAAGGCCUUGGAGCACAGAGCUGCCUCCCUGGUGCCCAGUGGGGCAGCCGGAGCCCUGCAGGCCUCGCUGGGGCGCGUGCGCGAGCAGCUCCGGGACAGCCCGGCCUACCUGCUGCUGCGGGUGCGCUUCCUGGCGGCCUUCGCCCUCCCCGCGCUCCUGGCCACCCUGUCCCCCCGCGGCGUGCCCACCACCCUGUCAGUAGCCAUGAGGUCCAGCCCCGAGAGCGACAGUGAUGACAGCAACCCGGGUCAGCCAGAGCUUGUGGCUGGGCAGCCGGGGGACCCAGCCAGCGGUCCGCAGGCGGCCGCCAUGCCUGCUCAGGUAGGUGGUUGCAGGUGUGGAGCCCUCGCCCCCUUCCCCAUGCCUGUCCGCAUCCCCCGGGGCGCCUCACCCCCUGUGGGUGUCGGCCCUCGCCCGGAGCACUGGGGGUGGGAGCAAGGGGAGGUCACGGCCGGGGGGCCAGCGGCUGGUUUCUGCGGAGGAAGAGGCCGCUCUGUGCACCCCACGCACGCGGACUCCGGCGGCAGGAACCUCACUGCCGGCAUGGGGGUCCCGCCACCCAGGCCUCAUCCACAGGAGUCUCCAUGCCCCCCCGCGCGUGCAUACGCUGACACACACACCCCUGGGGGUCUGUCUGUGCGCCUGCACUUUUUGGGGGUCUGUCCAGUUGCCGACUCCAGCACGUCCACGUCCAGAGUUCUCUAAGUUGUGGAAGCAAACCACCGUAACUGUUACCUGACAAGAAACCCGCCGCACACACGUGUGAAGGUGUCCCCUGACCCGUGCACUCAGGGAGCCCCUAGUCCCUGUUGCCUGGGCUGAGCAGGAGAGCCGGGUCGCCUCAGGACAGGGCCCCGAGGUCCCUGGCAGGUGGUGUCCGGCGAGCAGGUGGUGACCCCCAGAGAAUCCCCAGAAGCAGUCCCUCGCCUUCACGCAGGGUGGCCUCGCUGCUGGCCUGGUCGAGCCUGGGGCCACCCUUAUGCGUUGCCGGGGCCGGGGAGGCGGGGUUGUCACUGAGCUGUGCCAGUCCCUCCUGCCCGCGGCCCGGCCCGGCCCCCCUCCUUCCCAGGAGCACGGCCUUAGGAGUCCGGGGGGGCUUCUGGACUGAAGCAAAGGCAAAACACUGCUGGGCCCUAAAUAGGUGUUGAGGGCAAAAGGCUCGCUGUCCCCCGCAGUGUGUGCAGCCUUCCGUGGUCCUCCGUCCCUGCCCGGCCAGCCCAGUUUGGGGGAACCGUGGCAUAAGUGGCUGGCUCUAGGGGGGCUGCUCAGAAGGGAUUGGAGCCCCCGAGUGAGAGAGGGGUCAGCGGAAAGCCAGAGCCCGCGUGUGACCCCAGGAAGGCAGCAGCUCCUGUCCCAUCUCGGCAGGGACAAGUCCAAGGAGCUACCUGUCCCUUGCCGCCACCCCGUCCCCUGCCCAUCCUGGCUGGAGAGUCACUCCUGUUCUCCGCCUGGACUUAGUUUCAGGGAUCGCCACACCCCGGACAGGCCUCUGCCCCCUCCUGCCCGGACGGUCCCGAUGAGCUUGACGUGCUCCAGACACGGCACGCCCGGCAUGCCCGGAAGCGGAGGAGGCUGG
Molecule: messenger RNA, 5485 nt
Organism: Delphinapterus leucas (beluga whale)
Lineage: Eukaryota; Metazoa; Chordata; Mammalia; Artiodactyla; Monodontidae
Source: RefSeq, a predicted model, not a curated record